AUGCAGGUCUUCCUCCAACUUCUCGUUCUAGCCAUUGCCCUUUGUGUAUAUGGUAUUGAGGAGGUUCCGAGAGCGUCUGCGAUACGAUCGGAUGCGCAAAGUGAGAUCCGAAGGGCACCUGUCUACAAGCCAAAUAAUGCAGCUCCACGUGCGCAUGGAUUCAGAAGAACUUCAACUGGAGUGAGGAGAGCUCCGCACCCAGCUGCUUCUUCACCUAGACCUCAGCAGCCGAAGACCAUAAGGCCACCGCUGUCGGUGCCCAUUAUUCCGCUGCCAUCAAUGAUACCGAUGAGUCUGCCACUCGUCACUUUCCCUCCGAUGAUGUCCAUGCCGACGCUGCCCACAUUCGCAACGAUUCCUAUGCCUACACUCCCCUCGCUCACGAUGCCUCCGUCAUUCCAACGUCUUAUGGGUAUCACUACACCCACACCACGGAUUUCGAAACACCGAGAGCACAAGCACAAGAAGCAGGAAAGUGAAGAAGAGGAACGACCAAGGCAGCCGGUCCAAAGCAUGGAAGAAAGCGUUGAGAGUGACUCCUCGAGAAGUCUUUCGCCCGUCUCAUCUCGAUUACCGAAGUUUGUCAAUCCAAGAAAAGUGUCUGUGGUUGCACCGGAGACAAAUGCCGACUGGAUUGUGCCAUUCUAA
Messenger RNA from Ostertagia ostertagi, 648 nucleotides. The record is from the annotation of a GenBank genome assembly. Lineage: Eukaryota; Metazoa; Nematoda; Chromadorea; Rhabditida; Trichostrongylidae.